CAAUUCCCACCACUUACCCAACCACCCGGCUCUAUUUACCUGAAAUUCUUGCUUGCAUUGCUUUAUUAUAUUACAAACACCCCCAAAAACGUAAUCUUUUCUCACCAACUUUACUGAAGCUGGGCCAUCAGCCCCUCUUGAAUAGAGCACAUGGAAAUCGCUGUGGAAUCUGGUGUGAGACCCAUGGAGAUGGGUGUGGGGAUGGGAAAAAAUCAAACCUUGAUUUGUGCACCUAUAAUGGCUGACACGGUGGAUCAAAUGGUGGAGUUGAUGCACAAGGCUAAGUUUAAGGGAGCUGAUAUUGUGGAGGUUAGGCUGGAUCACUUGAAGAGCCUUGACCAUCGUCCCGAUAUCGAAGUGUUGAUCAGACAGUGCCCUCUGCCCACUCUCUUUACCUACAGACCUACAUGGGAGGGUGGAGAGUAUAACGGCGAUGAAGAAUCACGUUUUGAAGCACUUCAACUUGCUAUGGAGUUGGGAGCUGAUCACAUUGAUAUUGAGCUCAAGGCUGCACACGAGUUCAUGAAUUUCACGCGUGGGAAUAAACCUGAAAAGUGCAAAAUUAUAGUUUCCUCUCACAAUUAUGAGUACACUCCUUCAGUUGAGGAUCUGGGGAACCUCGUGGCCAGGAUACAAGCAGCUGGAGCAGACAUAGUUAAAUUUGCUACGACAGCACUAGAUAUCACUGAUGUAGCACGAGUGUUUCAAAUAACCGUUCAUUCUCAAUUUGUCGAUCGUCAGGUACCAAUUAUUGCUAUGGUUAUGGGAGAGAGAGGACUCAUGUCAAGGAUACUCUGUCCCAAAUUCGGUGGAUACCUUACAUUCGGCACUCUGGAAGAAGGGAAGGUGUCUGCCCCCGGACAACCAACGAUUGAUGAGUUGAUUAGCUUAUACAAUUUUAGGUCUAUCGACACAGACACUAAGGUGUUUGGGAUCAUUGGGAAACCUGUCAGCCAUAGCAAAUCACCCAAACUGUAUAAUAGAGCAUUCAAAGAAGAUGGGAUCAAUGGAGUUUUUGUGCAUUUGUUGGUGGACGAUGUUAAUAAGUUUUUUGAUACCUAUUCCUCUCCUGAUUUUUCUGGUUUUAGCUGUACCAUUCCUCAUAAAGAAGCAGCACUUGCCCGUUGUGAUGAAGUCGAUCCCGUUGCAAAGUCUAUAGGAGCGGUCAAUUGCCUCAUCAGAAGACUGGAUGGGAAGCUAUUUGGAUGUAACACAGACUACGUUGGUGCAAUAUCUUCUAUUGAGAUCGGCCUACAAGGAUCUCAAAAUGGUGCCACUCAUACCGGGUCACCCCUGGCUGGUAAACUGUUUGUGGUUAUUGGUGCUGGAGGAGCAGGAAAGGCGCUCGCCUAUGGAGCCAAAGAAAAGGGGGCGAGGGUGGUGAUUGCUAAUCGGAGCUAUGAUCGAGCUAGAGAUCUUGCUGAGCUUGUUGGAGGGAAGGCUUUGACUCUAGCCGAGCUAAGCAACUUCCAACCAGAAACCGGGAUGAUACUUGCAAACACAACUUCAAUUGGGAUGCAACCAAACAUCGAAGAGACUCCCAUCUCCAAGGAAGCUUUGAGAAACUAUGAGCUUGUAUUUGACGCUAUCUACACUCCCAAAAUCACGCGACUCUUGCGUGAAGCUCAGGAAGCGGGCUCCAAGAUUGUGACGGGAGUCGAGAUGUUCAUCGGGCAGGCCUACGAGCAAUAUGAGAGGUUCACAGGACUCCCAGCUCCGAAGCAACUGUUUAGAGAUAUCAUGGCAGACUACUGAUGGACGCGCUCUCCUUCGCCUCCAACCUGCCCGUUUCAUCGACAGUCUUGUCUUCAUCCUCCUCAUUCUUGUGGCAAUGACAUAAAAAACUAUUCUUGUAUCGAUGUUUUAACCUACAAGAGAUGGAAUUUGUCGAUUUGAUCGUAGGCUUAUGUUGUUGAAACUCAGAAUUUUGUAAUAAGAGGGCCUAGUCAUUGUAGUAAUAAUUCUUCCUCUGCUGCUGUAAUAUGAUACCAGAAAAUUGUACCAUAAUGGAUGAUUUAUUUCAUGAAAAUUGUUAAAUUUGUGGUUUUCUUA
Molecule: messenger RNA, 2052 nt
Organism: Salvia hispanica
Lineage: Eukaryota; Viridiplantae; Streptophyta; Magnoliopsida; Lamiales; Lamiaceae
Gene: MEE32
Product: dehydroquinate dehydratase, putative / shikimate dehydrogenase
Biological process (GO): chorismate biosynthetic process; shikimate metabolic process
Molecular function (GO): 3-dehydroquinate dehydratase activity; shikimate 3-dehydrogenase (NADP+) activity
Source: RefSeq, a predicted model, not a curated record